AUGAUGGACGAAAGCGUCCGCAAGAGCUGGCAACUGGCGCCGGACCAAGUGGAGAUCAAGAACCCAAUGUGGCAGAAUGGAAUCGCAACCUUUACUGAGAUAAUUGCGGAUCGUUUGGGCUACAAGGGCGUGCCGAUGCAGUGUCUUCUGUACAAGCUUCUGGUGUAUGGGGAAGGAGGUCACUUUGUCAAGCACCAGGAUACGGAGAAGGAGGACGGAAUGGUGGCGACGUUGGUGAAGUACCGUCACGAUUUCGGGAAGAGUGACGGCACGGCGGCGUACCUGCCGCACUAUGCGGUGCACUUCGCGGAUGCGGAACACUCUCUGGAGCAGGUGACCAGCGGGUAUCGACUUGUACUCGUGUACUCGGUUUGCUUGCCACCGACAAUGCGUCACCUGAUGAGGAGCCACGACCAGACACUGAGUGAGGAGCUGGCUGGAGUGGUGAAUGCUAUGGGCCAGGACGACGAGUCGUUCGCGCUUCUGCUGUCCCAUGAGUACACAGAGAAAAGUAUCGGUGAGCUCGGCUCGCGUGCACUGAAAGGUGUCGAUCGCGCAAGAUUCCAAGCUCUUGAAGAAGCCAACGCUGUGGUCUCCCCAGCGAAAAGACUGCAAUUUUUUAUUGCACAGCUGGAACUUGAUAGUAUUGCUCAUUCCAUACGAUCCAAGUUGGAGCUCAACUUCCUCAACCCGGGGCAGGAAACGUUUUCUGGACUAUGGGCAAACCGUGGUAACAGCACAUUUGAGGGAUACCUCGGUAAUUCUGGAGCAACGAGAAACACGACCUAUUCGCGGUACGCUGUCGUUGCGUGGCCUGCGGCUCAGGGUGUGGAGAAUGCUUUCAAGUACAUCAACGUUAACGCGGCUGUUGGGGCCCUCCAAGCGCAGAGGCCAGUUGACGCUGUGCUCCUUCGCCGGUUUAUGGAGGUGACUGUUUCCGUUGGCUUUUGCUGCUCGUUGUGCGAGCUGUUGGUGGAUGCUGGAGAUCCGGCUUUGGUGCACUUGUUCUUCAGCAAUUUCGUAAAUGGCCUGAACCAGUAUGACAAGAAGGAUGACCUUGUUGAUGGACUCAUUGCACUGGCUGGUCGGUUCGAUUGGAACGAUAUUGGCCAAGUCUUGCUGGGUUUCUUGGACAGAACUAUUACAGCUGAUCCCAUGCGCAUGAGUCACUACUACUCUCGCGUGGCCAGCAAUGCCGACGAUUCAGGACUGAGAAUGGCGCUACGAAUUGCUGAUGGUUUGAACGCUGGAGCUGCUCAACAAGCUCUAAUCCGAGCAGCAGCGGAGAAAGCCGCGCAGCUUCGCGGGGAUGAGUUGAGCAAGUCCAGCGUCGUUGGAUUGCUGUGGAAACGGGCCAUUGGAUGCGGUGACAUGGAUAUAUUCAGCAUCGUCGCAAAUAAGUUCUCGGACACCAAGCCGAGCCUGCUGCAACCAGUCAUUGAAGCGUUUUCGCAACAUAUCGCUGUCGUUGACGCGUCCGAUAACAAGUUCGCUGUUCUAGCCUCCAUCGCCGCCAAGAGAAUUGACUGGCUGAAUACCCAGCUCCAAUCCAUGGGUCAACCGUUCUCGUGGGAAAUGCCGGAUGCGCAUUUCCCUGACAACGCUCAUAUCCAGGCAUUUCUGCGAGGCCCCAACGUCUCUAUGGACACCAUCGGCGUGCGCCAUUUUAACGGAAUUGGUCAUGCGCGCAACUACGCUGCCAAGUGGAUGCGCGAGAAGCAGGUGAACGCAUCAUUCACGCUCGAGCCGGAGGGCCGAGGCCAGAACGCGUACGUGAUCAUCACCAAGACGCGCUCGUGGUUUUCUGAAAACCAAAGAAAGCUGGUCGAGUACAUGGCUGAGGUGAAGCAGUUGCAAGAUCGCUACGGUGGAGAUGUCACUGGUAACGCCAGAAAGCGCGCGCGCGUGGAUCAGCCGAAUACCAUACCUGAAGGCAUACCUUCACUAAUGUCAUACCUUCAGUAG
Phytophthora sojae is the source of this 1965-nucleotide messenger RNA. RefSeq lists its product as hypothetical. The record is from RefSeq and is a predicted model, not a curated record. The transcript is spliced from 4 exons. Lineage: Eukaryota; Oomycota; Peronosporomycetes; Peronosporales; Peronosporaceae. Bases 1 to 1965 code for a protein of 654 amino acids.